GCUCUCUCUGACUUCCUCUCUAACCUCCACCAUCAUCUUCUCUCACCACCCGCUUAACCUUUCAAUAACCCCGCCAAGAUGUUCUUCUUCGGCCUCGGGAAACUCUUCUACGUCAUCAUCCUCUUCAUCAACUCCCUCGCCAUCCUCUCGGAGGACCGUUUCCUCGCUCGAAUCGGCUGGGGCCGCAUGCAAGCCGAUCCCGCCUUCGGCGCAACCUACGACAACACGAGCGUGAAGGCCAAGACCAUCAAUUUGAUCGCCAGUGUCCGGACCGUAAUGCGAAUACCCUUAAUCGUCAUCAACACGAUUGUCAUCAUCUACGAGCUUAUCCUGGGCUAAAUCACUCGAUUCGUUUUAUGUUCUCUUGGCGUUCGCUUCUUCCGAAAUCCGGAUCCGAUCGAUCUUCUGUAUACCUUGUCUACUCCACAUAUUCAUAUACGUACGCAUCAGCGAUUUACGAGGUGUUUUAAUUUCUACCGUCUCCGAAGAACUGAGUGGUAUAAAAUGGAUGGUCUUACGAAAUGGAAAUGACGUCUGUACGAAUAUCAUUAGGUGUGCGAUAUAAAUAUUUCGAAUUCGAUAAUAGAAGCCCUGAGGAUACAGAAGUCGUAGGGAGGUGGGGAUUAGGAAGUGACAUUGCC
Molecule: messenger RNA, 641 nt
Organism: Aspergillus homomorphus CBS 101889
Lineage: Eukaryota; Fungi; Ascomycota; Eurotiomycetes; Eurotiales; Aspergillaceae
Product: YOS1 family protein
Exons: 4
Coding region: 79-339 (86 amino acids)
Biological process (GO): endoplasmic reticulum to Golgi vesicle-mediated transport
Cellular component (GO): COPII-coated ER to Golgi transport vesicle; Golgi membrane; endoplasmic reticulum membrane
Source: RefSeq, a predicted model, not a curated record